This is a messenger RNA of Closterium sp. Naga37s-1, 194 nucleotides long. NCBI's taxonomy places the organism in Eukaryota, Viridiplantae, Streptophyta, Zygnematophyceae, Desmidiales, Closteriaceae. The record is from the annotation of a GenBank genome assembly.
CGAGCAUGGGCAGCCGGAGCAACGGAGCAACCUGGAGCAACUUGGAGCAGCAGGCGUGAAGGGAAGGCAUGGUGCAGGAGUGGCAGAGCAGCGGACAGAGUGUGCCGGAGCAAUGGAGCAACCAGAGCAACUUAGAGCAGCAGGCGUGAAGGGAAGGCAUGGUGCAGGAGCGGCAGAGCAGCGGACACACUAUG